GGCUGUACGGUCCGGUCCGGUUAAAUUGGACCAAAUUGAUCCGGUCCCAGUCUGGUCUUUUCAGGAAUAUAAGGACCAAAGAUUGAAUUGGAUACAGUCCGGUCUUGAUCUGGUCCGAUCUUCACCCGGUCCGGUCCUAAUUUGAUCUUGAUUUUAGGUGUUGGGGGUCUCUUAUCCGGUCUUUAUCCGGGUUUUUUUUACCUCAAAUCUAAGUUCAAAUAUGAGAUUGGAUUGUUUGCUAUCCGGUCCCAGUCCGGUCUCGGUCCGGGUUAUAUGGUCCAGUUUCGGGUAAAACCAAACAGUGCGGACCAAAUAGCCAGCCCUACAUGAAGGAGCACGUAGUACAGUAGGGAUCAGAAAGUAUAAUAUACAUAAUUAACUAAAGUAUUUUACAUUUUGAUUUUGCAGAUUGAGAGAUGGAGAGUCAAACAUCUCAAAUUCCAGCCCCCGAUGUUGCUCCUACCUCAAAUCCAACCGGUAAACAUGAUCCUGCUUGGGCACAUGUUAAUCUUCAAGUGAUUGAAGGUAAAAAAGUUUUUACUUGUCUUGAAUGUAACAAGAUUGUCAGAGGGGGAGGGAUUCAUAGAAUGAAAGAACACUUAGCCGGGGUUGGUUCAAAUAUAGAGAAAUGCAUGAAGGUGUCUCAUGAUAUACGUGAGAAGAUUCGAAAAAAUCUCAAAGACUUUGAUGAUAAGAAGAAGCAAAAGGAAGCAGCAAAAAAGUAUUCCGUGAGAAUUAUGAAGAGGGACAACAUAUUGGUGAAAAAUAAACUAUUGAUGUUGAAACUCAUGUCUCACAUUCUUAUGCAAAAAGACCUUUUUUUGGAAACAUAAACUCAAGGUCGGUUGAUAGGAUUGAUGAACAUUUUGCUCCAAGAACAACUCCUGGAUCUCAACUAGGACUUAAAAGUGUAUUGGCUAGUAAGGAAAUCACCUUAAGAGCGCAUCUUGUUGUUGCUAAGUGGUUCUAUGAUGCAUGCAUUCCUUUCAAUGCAAUUCAGUCUCCUUACAUUCAACCAAUGAUUGAUGCUAUUUCUACUAUGAAUCUUGGUUUCAAAGGACCUUCUUAUAAUGAUAUAAGGGUUAAUUUGUUGGGUGAUUGUAAGAAAGAGUGUGAUUUGUUGGUUGUAAAAUUGAGAAGUGAUUGGAAAGAAUUUGGGUGCACAUUGAUGACAGAUGGUUGGACUGACCAGAGGCAGAGAAAUUUGAUUAAUUUUCUUGUCUAUUCCCCGACCGGGAUGUGCUUUGUGAAAUCUGUUGAUGCAUCCAAUAUUGUCAAGGAUGCUCAUAACAUCUCCAUGUUGUUAUCUGAUGUGAUUGAUUGGAUUGGUUCUGAAAAUGUGGUGCAUGUGGUGACUGAUAGUGCAGCAAAUAUGGUAGCAGUUGGGAGGAAGAUAACAAGCAAAUAUGGUAACAUCUACUGGUCUCCUUGUGUUGCUCAUGCUUUGAAAUUUGAUGCUGAAAGAUAUUUGCUCUCAGGGUGAAAUAGAUAACCUUGCUCAUCGUGCAUCUAGAGUGACUAUUUUUAUGUACAAUCAUCUUCCUAUGUUGAAUUGGCUGAGGAAAAGGCCUCAAUGGAAGGAGAUUGUAAGACCAGCAGCUACUCGCUUUGCUACUACAUUUAUCACUCUUCAUAGCCUGAUUGAGCAGCAGGGUCAUUUGGAAGAUUUGGUGGUGAGUGAUUUCUUUUGAGACCACAAACUCUCAAAAAUAGAGGCUGGAAAAUUAGUGAAAGCUACUAUUUUGGAUCAGAAGUUUUGGGAUGAUUGUGUGUUUAUUGUGGAAUUGGCGGGUCCAAUCAUUAAGCUGCUCCAUAUUAUGGACUCCGAUAGCAAACCAGCUUUAGGAUAUGUAUAUGAGGGGAUGAUUAGGGUGACAAAUGCAAUUAAGAAGAUGGUUGGUAAUGGUGAAGAAAAACAUAAGCUUUACAUGGAUAUUAUUGAAGAGAGAUGGGACAGACAUUUGAAUCGAGAUUUGUUCAUUGCUGCAUACUCCUUGAAUCAUGCCUUCUUCUAUUCUGCUGAGUUUGUUAAAUCCAAACAACUUCGUAAUGGUCUGUUGAAUGUUUUGGAGAAUAAGAGAAUUUGUCCCGAAACUCAAGCUUUGAUGGAUGAGUUCAAAAUAUAUGAAAACCGCUCAGGAAGUUUUGGGCGUGAAUCUUCUUUGCAGUCUACAAAAACUAUGCAACCAGGUAAUUUCUAACUACCAUAAUUCAUAUUAAUCUAUUUAGUCAUUCUUUAUAAUUGAAAAAUUGAAACUAAUGAAGGGCUUUAGUUUGUUUGAUAGCUACUGAGAAUCUUAAUUGCACAUUUACAUCAAUUUAAUCUUUUCAUGUACACGUUGAUUGAGUAAAACAAAUAGGUGUUCAUUUUGCUAGAAGUUAUUAUAAUAAAAAGUAGUCCCUAUGACAUGUGGUUGGAUCUGGAUGUGAAUUGCUUGGAAAUUCACUUUUUAAUGGAUUGUAUCCUUGCCCAAAUGGAACUGGACAUUGUCGGCAAUCAUUUUUGCCCCUCCAAAAUGCAGCUCAAUUGAACACUGAACAGUAAGAGACUAUUUAACCAAAUUGAAAUUUACUUGUAUAUUUCAUAGCUAUCUGGUGGGGAUGGUAUGGCUUUGAUGCUCCAAGGUUGCAAAAGAUAGUCGUUCGACUGCUCAGUCAAACUGCGGCUUCCUCGGGAUGUGGGCAAAACUGGAGUGUUUUUGAACGAAUUCAUACCAAGCGAAAAAACAGGUUGGAGCAUGAAAGACUCAGUACUUUGGUAUAUGUCUCCUAUAACUUACGUCUUAAGCAUAGGUAUGUACAUAUAUUGAUUUGAUUUUCUUAAAGAAAAUGUACAACAUUUA
Molecule: messenger RNA, 2843 nt
Organism: Linum trigynum
Lineage: Eukaryota; Viridiplantae; Streptophyta; Magnoliopsida; Malpighiales; Linaceae
Source: the annotation of a GenBank genome assembly